Messenger RNA from Pygoscelis adeliae (Adelie penguin), 2841 nucleotides. RefSeq names its product suppressor of defective silencing 3 homolog (S. cerevisiae) (gene SUDS3). The coding region runs from base 1 to 999 and encodes 332 amino acids. Gene Ontology annotation, biological process: negative regulation of transcription by RNA polymerase II. Lineage: Eukaryota; Metazoa; Chordata; Aves; Sphenisciformes; Spheniscidae. Gene Ontology annotation, cellular component: Sin3-type complex. The transcript is spliced from 13 exons. The record is from RefSeq and is a predicted model, not a curated record. Gene Ontology annotation, molecular function: histone deacetylase binding.
AUGUGGCAGCCGCCACCACACCCUUUCCUGUUCGCCCUGUGGCCACAGGCAGCCCUGCCAGCUACCGCUGCCCUCAGCAAGGAGGAAGACACUGAGGAUGCCAGUGAAACUGACCUGGCAAAACACGAGGAAGAGGACUUUGUAGAAAUGAAAGAACAUUACUUUCUCUGUUCUAUAUGUAUUCAAGAAAUUAAGUGCUGCUACUGUUUUGAACAAAGAAAUAGGAUGUAUCAGGACAAACUGGCGUCUCUGAAGAGGCAGUUACAACAAUUGCAGGAAGGUACUCUUCAGGAAUAUCAGAAAAGAAUGAAAAAGUUGGACCAGCAGUACAAAGAAAGGAUACGAAACGCAGAACUGUUCCUCCAGCUGGAAACGGAUCAGGUGGAAAAAAAUUACGUCAAGGAAAAGAAGGCAGCAGCCAAGGAGUUUGAAGAUAAGAAAAUUGAGCUUAAGGAAAAUUUGAUUGCAGAGUUGGAAGAGAAAAAGAAGAUGAUUGAGAAUGAAAAGCUAACCAUGGAAUUAACAGGAGAUUCAAUGGAAGUGAAGCCUAUUAUGACAAGGAAACUGAGGCGACGACCAAAUGAUCCAGUUCCUAUCCCAGACAAGAGGAGGAAACCUGCCCCUGCUCAGCUAAAUUAUUUGUUGACUGAUGAGCAAAUAAUGGAGGACCUGAGAACACUGAAUAAGCUUAAAUCGCCCAAGAGACCAGCCUCUCCCUCCUCUCCCGAACACCUCCCAGCUACACCAGCAGAGUCUCCAGCACAGCGGUUUGAAGCCCGGAUAGAAGAUGGAAAACUCUACUACGAUAAGAGAUGGUACCACAAGAGCCAGGCUAUUUACCUGGAGUCUAAAGAGAACACUAAGAUCAGCUGUGUGAUCAGUUCUGUGGGCGCCAACGAGAUCUGGGUGAGGAAAACCAGUGACAGCACAAAGAUGAGAAUCUAUCUGGGACAGCUGCAGCGAGGUGUUUUUGUGAUUCGUCGACGAUCAGCUGCGUGACUGUAUGCUCUUCCUUGGUUUUUGUUCUUUUUUUUUUUUUUUUUUUUUUUUUUUAAACGGAUAGACGAACCUCUAAUGGGAAAUGGCAGUCUGUUAAUUCAUCUUAGCAGCAGAGAACGCUGUCAUGACCUCUUACGAGACAGUUUGUGGCUGGCCACAUAAUCCCCAGUAGUCCUUAAAUCUUUAGUGAUACCCAAGCACUGCCCUGGACUAUUUCUGAAUUUUUGCAUCAAGCUUCUGUAUGCUUUCUUUACAUUUUGGGUGACUAUUUAAGAAGACUUCGCAUCAUACUUUUUUCAUCAUUGUUUCAUGGUGCAUAGAUGGGACUCGUAUGUUGAAAACAACGUAACAUUUAUGUUUUGAAUCAGACCAAUGGAAGAAGCUUUGCUUGUCAAGACCUGAGGUUAUUCGUUCUUUUUGGUUUUGUUUUCCUGCAAGGCUCAGGAUGUUGGGCAAAAGGAGAUUAAUCUUGCCAGCUUUCAGCUGCAGCCGAGAGAUACAUCUGUAAUACCUGAUGUAUGACAUCAGCUUUAUUGGAUGAACUGUUUAAAGACUUGAGCACUGAGGCUUUUUUUUUAGGAAAGUGUGAACAGCUUAGAAACUGCUGAAAAUCCAGUUGAUUUUAAUGUAGUUAAGCAGUCACAUGUGGUUAAUCAGAAGCUUCCAUUUCUCUUCACAUUAAAAAACCCUUCAAUGAACAAGCAAAGAGUUACUUGCUGAAGUAAUUUCCUGAAAUAGGUGGAUGAGUAUAAACCAAAGGAUUAAUUAAGUGGACUUUGCAGAUAGCGAGACUAUAUGAACCGUAUGUAUGACUAUAACCACUCAUACAUGUAGAGAGAUGAAAGGUAAAUGUCACUUUCUUUACUGAUGCUUAGAGUAACAGGUCAUGCUGGAAUCGUGCUGACAGAAGAUACUGGAUCUGUUGUAUCUUUCAAAGAAGCCUGGUACAGAGUAGAAAACAGCAUUGACAUGCUUUUAGCGUAUAGCUGAAACCUUCAUUCCCUAAAAUGUCAUGCAAAGGUUUCCCUUUGAAGGGUAUUUUAAUUACUGGAGAUAACACUGAGUUUCUGCACUUGCCCUCCAAUAGCACAAGUGAAAAUGCUCAAGUGAUUAUAUUAAUAUACUCCCUUGCGAGAUGCUUAAAGAUCUGACUCUGGCAUUCCUUUAUUAUUCCCAGCAUUCUGCUGAUGGCUGAAACCACCAAUACCAUGUGUGACUGCACUGGCAUGAACUACACAGGGCACUGGCAAUGCUGUCAGAUCUUUGCCUUCUGUGCGAAAGAAUUUUGUGCUCCUUUUGAUUACCAGACAAAAAGUUGUAAUUUCUGCCUUUAUCGGUAUCUGUUGCUUUGAGGCAUCUUUCGGUUUUGCUUUUGAACUGCCUUCUUGUUCAGCAUCAGUCUAACCUUUCUUUCAUAUCUGGAUAAAUGGAGUAUUUUAAAUGACUGUUUCCAUUUCUUUUCCUUACUGCAGUUGGGUGGCAGUCACAUCCCAAUAACUGAUGUAUGUAUGUGGAUCAGGAGUGGAGUGUUAUGGCUGAGUUUCUGAUGUGUUGCCUUUGUGGCUGAGACACCGUACCUGUUUUUACUGUGUUUAGAGUUUCAGCUGGAUCUGGAGCCUUGACAAGGAAAGGAGAGGGUGUCUGUCUCCCACCCCUUGAAAAUGUGCCAUCUUUGCUGCAGCGUUAGUCAGGUGGAAAGCAGCAGGCUGUGUUUUGUCAAGUUAACAGCGUACUUAAUAUAACAGCAUUCUCUGCACGUGUGACAGGUUUUUAAUAAGGUGAUGAUGUACCAAACAGGAUUUGUCACUGAGCCUUAAAACGAACAUCAUAAAAAGUGCUAGG